CCUCCACCUCGCCGCGUCGUUUCUCGCUUUCCGAGGGGAGCUCGCAAAACCCCACUCCCACUGCGUCGGCCGCCCAGCCCCGCCGCGCCGAUCGCGCCGAACCCUAGCAUCGCCGCCUCCGCCGCCGCAAUCCGGCCGCGCAGCCGCAUUCCCCACCGCGCUUGCUCGCCGGAGAGAGGCGGAAUGGCGAACAUUCCAGAGGGAUCAUUGAUAGAUGGAACUGCUGGAAGCAACACGACGAGCGGAAAUGGCGGCCCGAAUGCGAUCAGCGCUCCGCACUUGAGGUCACGCCAACUGUUCAACGUGCCGACUGCAAGGAGGAGGUCUAGUCGGACGACACCCAAUCCUUUCAGGGGCCAUCCUCCCACGAGGUUGGGCAGUGAGGCGUUGGGGUCCUAUGAGAAGAAGCGAAAGGCACCAACGGAGGAAGCACCCUCUGGAAUUUCAGAAGCAGUCAAGGUCAGUAAUUCAGCUCCUCUGACGCCGAGAGACCCAAACAGAACUUAUAGCUCCAAGGACGGUGCAAAAGGGCGAUUCAGUGAGCACGCCAUGGUUGAGAAUGCUUGGAGUUCACCAAAGAAGCGAAGAUGUACGCGUAUCAGCAACUACUUGUCACAAUUCACGCCGUCCAGCAAGGGGAAAGCCACAGCUGUAGUUGUUAGAUCGGAGCAAUCAUCUAUUCCCCAAGAAACAAACAAGUUUAAGGAAAGUCCAUUUCAGAAUCUUCAGAGAUUGCCAGAUGGGUGCCAUCCUGAUUUUGACAAUGAUCAUUUGUGUUCUGUCAAUAAGCUCCGUGAGUUCUGGCACAAGUCUCAAGGUGCUGUCUUUGUUGAUGAUAAGGAGCAUGUUACGAAGACCAUCUUAUUCAUAUUGUCAGUUUUACCUGAUGCCUGCCAACCUUUUCUACUUCUCACAACUGCUUCUCUACCCUUAUGGAAGGCUGAGUUCAGUUGCUUUGCACCAUGUAUCAACGUUGUUGUGUAUGACGGGGAGAAAGAUGUGCACAAGCUAGUUCAAAAUCCGGAGUUCCAUGAGAACGGAAGACACACAACGUUACAUGUUCUCCUAUCUCAUCCUGAUUCUAUCUUAGAGAACAUUAAAAAUGUAGAUUGCAUUGGUUGGGAGGCAGUUAUUGUUGACUAUUGUCAAAGCUCUAUUCUGAAACAGCUCAAACAACUCAAGCAACUUCCAACAGGUUUUAGGAUGGUGCUUUUGAGCUCUCCACUGAAGGAUAAUCUUCUCGAGUACAAGAACCUGCUAGCUUUCCUUAACUCAGAACAAGAAGAUAAUGGAGCUUAUGUUGAUGCUGAUGCCCUUGCUAUGUUGAGAGCAAGAUUUACACGUCAUAUUGCAUAUGAGCGAAAAGCGGGUUCUUCAAAUUUUUUGGAGUAUUGGGUUCCUGCUUACCUUUCACAAGUGCAGCUAGAACUCUAUUCUUUUAUGUUGCUUGAAAACUCAUCUAUCCUGCAGUCAAAAAUGGCAACUGACAGCGUUGGCGCUCUUCGUGACAUUGUUAUGUGUCUUUGGAAGUGCUGCAAUCACCCUUGCCUCAUUGGCCUAGAACAUUCACCUGGCAACACUUGUGGUGUAACUGAAUCUAUGGAUGAUAGAAUGCGCGAAAGUGGCAAGUUACAGCUUCUUGAAAAAAUGCUUAAAGAGAUCAGGAACAAGAGGUUAAGAGUCAUUGUUCUUUUUCAAUCUGAUGGAGCAGUUGGAGACGGAACGGGCAAUAUCUUAGAAGAACUCAUACGCCACAGAUUUGGCCGCGAGUCAUACGUACGUGUUCAAAACCGUUCAGCAUUUUCAAUGAAACGAGAAGCAAUGAAUAUGUUCAAUGACACAACCAAAGGGCGAUUUGUGUUUCUGAUUGAUAGCCGCGCAUGCCAUUCCAGCAUAAAUCUUUCAUCUGUUGAUACCAUUAUCAUUUAUGGUAGUGACCUGAACCCCCUAAAUGACCUGAAGGCUCUUCGAAAGAUCAAGAUAGAGUCACAGCUGAAGUUUGUGCGCAUUUUCCGCUUAUAUACUCCUUUCACAGUGGAGGAAAAGGGUCUUGUGCUUGCAAAGCAAGGCAUGAUUGUUGAUAGCAACGGCCAGGAUAUAUUGCCUAGUUUAAGCCAUUGCUUUCUAAGCUGGGGUGUUUCGUUCCUCUUCAGCAGAGUUGAUGAGCUUCGGCAAGAUAACUGUGCUAGUAAAAGUUAUUAUGAAAGGGGCAUGGUCUUUAUGGAUAAAGUAAUUUUGGAAUUUUUAGCAGAACUAUCCACAGAUGUUGAAGAUAGCUGCAAAGUAAAUAAUGCAACCAUAUCAAAAGCUUGUAUGAGUGGUGAGUUUUAUUCAAGAAACAUUACCCUGAUAGGUGAGAGAGAGGGAGUAUCUUCACUGGACGAAGAUCCACCUAAAUUCUGGUUAAAUUUGCUGGAUGGGGAAUCCCGUGGUCGGCGCUAUAAACGAAUCAAUGUUCCCACUGGAGAAACUAAGGAAGCCAGAACGAAGCUUAGCAAAACAGGUGAAAUUGCAGGUUCAUCUUCAAAGUUUUCAUCAGAUGUGAUUAAUGAUGACCUGUUUCCUGAAAUUGGUACUUCAUCCAGUGCCGAUCUUCAUCUGCUUCCUGAGACAGGGAUGGAAAACCUGAGCACACCAAAAAGUCUUCAUGCUGAACUUAAGCACGAGUUAUCAAAGCUAAUUAAGGUGUUAAAACUACCGGAUAAUGUAUGCUCUCUGGCCAAUCAGCUCCUUGAGUAUCUUUUGAAGAAUCAUCUAGUAGUGCGGGAGCCACAGGGUACACAGCACAUGUUCAACAUAGCCUUGUGUUGGUUUGCUGCUUAUCUUCUGAAAUACACCAAGUUGGAUCAUCAAGAAUCACUUGCCCUUGCUGCAGAAGGCUUGAACUAUGAAUGCAAUGAGGAGCUCACACGAUUUUUCUAUAAAAAAUUACGGUUACAUAAACCAGGUGGGAGAAGGAACAUAAUACAGACUGAUAGAUUUUCACCCCAUGAGAGCUCAUCUGCUAAUUUGAGAAGUGACCACAUUUUCCCGAAGCACGCAAUAGAUUGUCAUGAUAACUUCACAAAUGGCACUCAAGAGAGCUCAUCUGCUUCUGAGAAGAUGGUUUCAGAUGGGCAAGAGUUGGUAUCUUCUCCAGAAGCUGAUAGAGAAUGGCAUUUGUCAAGUGAAGAACCCCCUGGUAGGACCGCAACGCAAAGAAUAGAUUUAUUUAAAAACAUUUUUUCCUUGAGAGAGAAGAAUAUUAUUGAGAAACAGCAACUUGAGAUAUCGAAGUUAAGUACACAGAGAGACAAUGAAGUUAUGAAACUGAAAGAAGUAUGCCAUGCAGUUGUUCAGCACAUUCGGAUAAGUGAUAUCGAUGAAGAGAUCAGAAAUGACCAAAUAAAGCUAGUGAUUAACUGGUUCACUAUGCUUAUGUAUGCAUUUUUGGCGCACAUGAAACUCCAGCUUUCCAAACUUGAAGCACGGCAAUCUAGCACAUGGGUUGAAGAGCAACUGAUGAAGGAAAAACUCAAACAUGAAGUAUUAUCAGGCCCAUUAGAUCAAUUCCUUGAUCUCUGCAAUACUCUACCAGAUUCCAAUUUCGCUGUUGAGGAAUUCAUCCAUUUUAAGAAACAAAAUGGUGAUAAUCAUGUUGACAACAUUUUGGCCUUGGGCUGUGACCAGCUUAUGGAUGACGGAUUGAUGGAAAUUACUCUUGUACGGAAUUCAGUUCCAUCAGAGGCUUUUUCUACAUGUGUGGUGAGAAAUGAGCCUACAGAAACUCAUAUGAGGUCUGGUGGGGGAGCAGCAUCAGAAUCUUUAGAUCUUCCAGAUGACAAUAUCAGCUGUAGUUCUGAUGGAGUUGACCUACAAAGAACCUGUUCUGCAAGUACUAUUCCUGCAAAUCAUGAUUCAAUCAAUCAGGAAUCUUCAACUGGUGAGGCCAGAAGUGUUGAACAUGCCAAGAGGGACAAUAUUGCUGAUCCAAGUAUUUUGCCAGGAAGUGUGACUUCUCCUGUCAUGGGAACUAAUGCAGAUGAUGAUGGUACUGUUGCAGCAGAUCCAUGCCACUUAGAAUUUCCUAUCCUCGCUUCUCCACAAAACCUCAUGACCUUGCAGAAUCCACCUGCGGAAGCAGAUCCAACUGAUACAUUGCUUGCAAUGGCAGCUCGGGAUCUGCAAACUGAGAUGCAAACACCAUGCCCAACAUUGGAUGUUCAACAUCGGAGGGUGUGCCCUGAUGAUUCGAGUAAAAUGAACCUUGAACUAGAUACAGCAGCUGAAAUGUUGCAUGAAGGGACAACUUCCGACCACUUAGGUGAUUCCAGUACGGGAGUUAAAGAUAAAAAUGCUGACACUGUCGCUUCAGAUCCAUUGAAUUCAGAAAGUCAAUAUUAUAAUGCUCCACAAAACCCAGUUGUCUUGCCAGAUGGUCAUGAAGUUGAAACUCAGACUGAUCAGUCAAGUAUGCCUGCGCAACAUAGUACAAGUCUAGCUGCCCAACAAAACUUAGCAAUUUCGGGAUAUCCACCAGUAGAAGCCGAAUCAUCAAGUAAUCUGGACAUGGAUGCUGCCCGGAGUUUGCAGCCUGAUAUUCAACCAUCAAGCUCAAUGCUGGAUGCUGAUAGCUCUCAAACUGCGCGUCAGCCGGAAACUACACCUGUUCUAUCACAGGGAGGUAGUACAUCACAGGGGUUUGGUGUAGAUAAUAAUGGCACUGUUUGCGCACAUCAAGCCCACUCAGAAUCACCAACUUUUGCUGCCCCACAAAGCCCAGAUAUGUUGCUGUUUUCUUCGGAGGUCGGAAUUCAUGCUAAUCUAUCAAGUACGCCUUCCCUGCAAAGCAGUGAUGCUGAUACACCUUCAAGGCCUCCACCUGCAGUGGCAGAAUCCCCUGGUAUGUUGGGCACACAGGUGGAACAGAAUUUGCAUCCUGACAUUGCACCAUCCACCUCGUUGUCGGGUGUCCAACUUCAAGGGAUGUUCCUGGAUGAAAGGAGUCCAGCAGGCUGUCGAUCAGAUGGAGUAACUGAUUUGUCAGAGGAAAGUGAAACUGAAUAUCUAACUGGUGCUACAUGCAAUCUGGCCACCGUACCAGUGUAUAGGGAAGCUGAAACUGAGGACGAUCAAGCAAGUGUGCCUGCACAGGAAAUCAGAAGUCCCCAUGCCCAACGUAGUUUAGCAACUUCGCAGCUUCCAGUUGAUGAUCUGCAGCAACCAACCUUGAUUCUCUCUGAGGAAGCAGAAAGGGCUGGUACAUUGUGUGCCACAGCAGCUCAGGAUUUGCAAAAUGGAAUGCAACCGUCAAUCACAACACAGGAUGCUCGACUUAACAGAACUGAUCUGUCUGGUAUGCCAGUGACACGAAGCACAACCAUCCUGCAGAGUGUAGAACCUUCAUCGGAUCCACAUGCAGAACAAGCAGGUAGUGUGGGUAUGCUGUCAGCUCCAGAUUUGCAGCAUGAAGUGCAACCAUCACCUCAAAUGCAGGAUCAACCUGCAGAAAUGGAAGGAGCAGGUACAUCGGGUACCAUUGCGGCUCAGAAUUUGCAGCCUGAAACACAAUCAUCAACCUCAGUUCAGCAUAUUCCGCCUGAGAGAACACACCCUGAUGAGAGGAUUCAAAUAGGUCUUCAGCCAAGCUCGACAUCGGGUCCUGAACACUACCAACUCUUUACAGUGCCACCUGCAGCAGUUAAUAAUUUGUCACAUAGUUCCGAACCACUGAUAAAUGAGUAUGAAAAACUGAAACUCUUCAAGGCUGCAGUUAGUAAACAAUAUGAUCAGCAGAAAUCAAAACUUCAAACAGAGUGCAACCAAGAAAUGGAGAAGAUAGUGAAGAAAUAUGAGUUGUUACUUCAAAAGGAAGAGCACACGUAUCAUCGAUCGAACAAACUGGCAGAUGAUAUGUACAUGAAGCUUUUUUUGCAACAAUCACUGGCUGAGAAUUUUCAGGAGAAAUUCAUGAAAUCAAUUCCAGCUCAAGUGAGAUCUAUGAGCCCCACAAUACAGCAGGCACCUCAAUCUUUUCAGCCAGCACUGUCUAGGAUGUCAGUGGCUCAAACAACGUCAUUACCUGUCGCCUCACCACCAUGGUUGAACUCUUCGCAUUCAACGGGACCUUUCCUCCAAGUCCAACCUUCACAGGUGGCUCGGCCAUCAGCAUCUGAGGCUGUCCAACCACAACCAGUCAUCUUACCUGGAAGUCUUUAUAGAGCAACACCGCCACCUGCUAGUUCAAUGCCUCUGCGAAACGGAAGCUACGGACGAGGACCUGCUCCUCAUCUCCAGCAGCAGAGGAUGCUGGCAGCAUCUGCACUGGCCCUCAGAGAUCAGCAGCAACUUGCUGCUAUGAGUCCAGGGGUUACGUCAUCGAGACAGUCUGCCCCAGGUUCGGCUACAGAGUUGAUGGCAAACUUUCUUCAAUCUCCACCAAGCACAACCCCAGUUCCAAUGGCAGCCCAGCAAGCAUCGGGCCUGAUUCCAGGUUUGCACCACAUGCCUGGUGGUCCACCAAAUGGCGCAGCAGGAAUUCGGCAAUCUGGAGGUCACCUAGCAGUUAUGAAUCAGGCUGCUCCUGAGCCCAGUCCAGAGGCGAUGCUGCUCUUCCAAAGGCGGUGGAGGACCCACCCCAUAGCACCACCAAGCUCAGUUCACCGAACAGUGGCAUCGGCAUCAAACCCACAUCCAGGUCUUGCGGCAGCGGCGUCCUCAACGAACCGGUAUCUCAUGGCAACCCAGCAAGCAUUGAUCCUGAAUCCAGCUCCGGGCAGCUUUGCAGGUCCAGCGAACGCUGCAGCGGGAUGGCACGGUGGAGCUACUAUCCCAGCAGCAGUUGCUAGUCAGCCUGCUCCUGGACCGGCCUUGUCGAAUGUGCAGCCGGUGGGCAGGACUGGCCAGCAAACUAUUUGGGUCCCUGUUGGCGCGGGGGGCCAGGGAGGCGCGAUGGGAGAAGUGGUGUGCGUAUCUGAUGACGACGAUGAGUAGCAGCCGUAGUAGUGGUGGUGGAGUAGUGGCGCCUGUGUACCGAUCUCUGUGGGGUUAGUGGUGGUGUAAUGUGUAGCGUAGGUCAUGAUUUAGAGUAGAGGUGAUAUCUGACCCAACCCCUUUAGCACAGCAGCAUCCGUGGUAGCAAAGGGAUGGCGCUGGUGAGGGUAGUGAACUCAUCAUCAGGCAUUUUGGGGGCGGCAAAGAACAGAGCAGAUGUGGUAAAGUAGUACAAGGGAUUAAGGGAAGAGAGCAUCGUGCAUUCUGUCUUGUACAUUGUUGGUGGAUUGCUUCUUGUUUGAACCGACCGAUUGUUGGAUGCGCGACUGGGAACGCUUCUUUGCUGUGCG
Molecule: messenger RNA, 7322 nt
Organism: Setaria italica (foxtail millet)
Lineage: Eukaryota; Viridiplantae; Streptophyta; Magnoliopsida; Poales; Poaceae
Exons: 16
Coding region: 184-6972 (2262 amino acids)
Biological process (GO): chromatin remodeling; negative regulation of transcription by RNA polymerase II
Cellular component (GO): nucleus; HDA1 complex; chromatin
Molecular function (GO): chromatin binding; ATP binding; DNA binding
Source: RefSeq, a predicted model, not a curated record